Messenger RNA from Spirodela intermedia, 42263 nucleotides. NCBI's taxonomy places the organism in Eukaryota, Viridiplantae, Streptophyta, Magnoliopsida, Alismatales, Araceae. The record is from the annotation of a GenBank genome assembly.
AUGGGGGAUGCGGUAGUGGAGACUGGUCGGAUUCCGGGCGCCAGAGUGGUGCCAGGACUCCUAUUGUUGCUGGCUCUCUGCGUUCCUUCGUCUUCAUUACCUUUACCGAAUCUCGCGAGUGGAUGGAUGGACGGGAUUGCCAGUAGGCUCGACAGCCAGAUGGCAACAUCUGCGGCGCAAGAAGCCGCCGCUAGAGGGGUCCUGGAGAGGUUGCUCCCCUCCCAUAUCUUCGCUUUCCAAUUUAGGAUAAUUUCCAAGGUGAGGAUAUGCUUAACUUGGCUUGUCGCUCUUUUUCUCUCUCCUUUCUCUUACGCCUUUUCUCGAAUACUUUCAAAGAUCUGGUGAUCGGCAUUGUAUUUCAAAAAAUUUUGAAAGAGGAUGCAGAUCAGAGAAAAUGGAACUUAAGUUUAUUUCGGAUUGAAACUCUCGUUCUGAUAUACGUGAAUACUUUGCCGUUCAACCAACCCGAAUUAUUUCCCACUAGUCCGGACAUGCUUGCUAAAAGACGCUGGGACCUCAGAAUCUUAUUGCCACACUAUCCUGUGCACUCCGGAGGUAAUUUUUUUGCAGAGGUGGGGCAUUAUUGUUGGUCAAAAGCUGAAUGUAGGAUAGAAGAAUAAUGAAAAGGCGAAAUUUCUCUGUGAUUAAAAGGUUCAAAAUUAAUAAAUAAAAUUAUUUGAGUUUUUAUCAAAUCGUAGACGUUUUGGAUUCCCUCAGUUUUUCUACUUUUGAAGCCUAAAUGUUGAGAUCAUGCGUCCAGAGGAAUCUGAUUACCGUUAAUAAUAACCUGUCUAUCAUCUUUAUUCCCUUAUUCGAUUUGACAUUUUUGAAAAACCUGUCCUUUUAUAGAUUCUUUUGGCUGUAUUAGCGGCAUUGGGGUGAGCGAACAUAGACACUUUUCAAGAAUCUGUAAUUCGCAUUUAAGCAAAACUCUUCAAGUUCAUAGCUCACACGUACUUUCCUAGGCCUGGCAUAGGUGCCUCUUGAACUUGGUGCAGUGAACCAGAUCUAAUAACUGUUUUUUGUGGGUACAACAUGCACUAGAGUCCCAGUGGCGUCCCUUCAAAUUUCCUAGGUUGGACACACCAAUGGAUUGGAUUUGCAGAACUAUUGAUUGUUCAUUGUAGCAAACAUGACCGUAUGACUGAUUCCAAAAAUAUUCUUUUUCUUUUUCAAUCCUCCUAUUUAUCUCAUAUAGUCCCCAUAGAUUCGUGUGCUUUUGAAUUGAUUUCUGUUCAUUUUUUAUGAUUUUAAAAUUUAAAAAAAUUCAGGAGUUAUGUGAUGGACGAAGCUGCUUUUGGAUAAAAAACAUAGACAACUUGCGGAGGAGUGGGCCAGCAAUCAAGUAUGUUAUUUCUUUCAAGGCGAAAAAAAAGAGUCUGAUCUGGAAACUUAGUGUAACUUUAUGUCAUUUCAUUAUCGUCAUAAAUUUCUCACUGCACCAAAUUAGAUACUUCCCUUUUUUGACUGACUAGACCAAAGCAUCUGACAUAUUACGCCAGUUUUCUGCAUCCUAAUCAUUGUGAGUUUCCAUUGAUUUAUCGUUUUUUUGGGGGGGGACUAAAGUUCACUACAGAAUAGCUAAAAUGGACGCCAGGGUUACAUAGGUACACUAUUCAAUCAAAGAUAUAGUUCUGCUAUCCAGUAUAGUUCAGUCGACUCCCUUCCCCUUUGUGGGAAGGAAAAUAUCUUUCUCAGGGUCUAUACAUUUAUAGAUUUUUUAGAAUUAAUUUCGCUGAAAUAUCGGCAAGUUUUUCUCACCAUCAAAUAUUGAAACUUCCCUUCCAAGAUUUUUUGUUUGACUAUUUGAAUGUUAUAACGUUUUUUUCCUCUGGGUAGUAUGGUUACGUCUUGAAGCAGAUGAGGAUUGUAUGUAAAUAUCUAGAGUUCCCUAUGCCUCAGCUGUUGAUUGCUUUAUUUUCUCUAUGGUUUAUCAAAGGUCAGACAUAGCCCGCUUAUAGAAACUUUGAGAAAAUACAUGGGUAUCCACACCAGCAGCAUAGGUUGUUAACCAGAUAUUUCGUUAAUUAGGGAGUACUGCAGGUUAAAUAUGUUUUAGCAAGUAUAGCACUACAUUACAAGGCUUGGUUGAUCUAGAUUUACAUGGUAAAAUUGAUCAUAGAAAAGGCACCAUCAGGUAUAUUUGCAUACUGGAAGGCAUCAUUGCUAUAAGAUGGACACUUCAGUUAUGAUUUAGCUGAAGAACUACUGAGAGAUGUGAGAAAAAAACGACAAAUAGUUUGCUUUUAUGACCGUGGGUAUGUGAUUUGUCUAGCAAAAAGACUAGAAUUUCACUUAUACAAAGCAGAUAUAAUGGUAGUACUUUAUUUUUGUACUUGAUGUGGCAUUGUCACAUAAGAAGAUGCUAGGUACAAAGAAUCAGCUGAUAUGCUGACUGAGGUAGUUACUGCAGAGGAACUGUGCUUUAUGUAUAGAUUUAAGCGGUCUCUAUGAUUAGUUGAUGAGUAGACAUCACUCUGAGGUUCUAAGUUUAAUGAGGAGUCGUAUCACUUUUGUUCUCUUGUUUCUUUCUUCGAUCAGUUGCCAGGAGGGAGAUUGUUAGAUGUUAGAGUCUGUUUUCCCUCAGUAGUGUGCUUAGCCCCUGUUUUGUGGAUGCAAGUUAUCCAUAUCAUGGCAAAAUGCUUCUCAUGUCUGCUUCGUCUUGUCUUGAAGUUCUUUAAGUUUCCCAUCAUCCAGAUCAUUGAAGAAUUUUUGGUUGGAGAUGAGGCACGCUUCUCUUGAAUGAUUUUUUGAAGUUUCACAUCCUUGACUUUUGUAUCAAGAGGAACAACCAUCUUUCCUUACAGACCAAGUGACUACAGUCGAACAUAGUUUCAGAACAAUGUGGCUUAGUUUUGGGAUGGAGGCGUGAAGGAUGAUAACAGGGGAAGCUUCUUGAUAUAUGUUCAUCUUCAUCAAUAUGACAAAAUAGCUUUGAAGGUCCAACUCUUAAAUCCUUUCUAAUCUUGUCAUGGAAGAUGUUACAUAGAUUCUUGUGAAGGUUGUAUGCAAAAGUAAGAUCUAUAUUUGAUUAAAAACAUUUUUAUUGGACAUUACUAUCUGAUGGAAGUUUAUCCUUCACGACCCACAAAAUAUUAUUUAGUAUGAGUGUUAGCUUUGUAAAACCUGCUAAAUGUUGGAAAUGUCUACGACUUCAACCAGCUCCCAAUUGAUUUUAUAGAGAAUGCACUAUAUUCCUCUGCCUGUCAAAUGAAAUGUUUAAUAUCUAUCGUGACAUGAAGAGAAUUAAGAAUAUGCUCAUCAAAACAUGAAUGACAUCACUUGGUAGUGAAUACAAGUCCCAUUCUUUCACCUCUGUUGAUCACAUCACUAAGCUGGGAUAGUUUUUUGAACAUAUUGUGGUACAUGUCAGCUGGAAGAAUGCCAUAUUAGGUUCUCAACGAAUCAUGAUUGUCUUUCUAAAAGAAUACAUGGCCGUUACCAAUUAGACAGCUGUUGCUGUUAGUUAUAUAAGAUUUGUGCUUCAUGAUACUUCUCCUCGUACAUGAUCUCCUGAAGUCAUUUAAGUGUAAGAGGAGCAUUACGAUGGUACAUUUUCCUUCAGCUAUUUGAUUCCAUUUCCUGUCUAAGAUGUCUAUUUUUUAAAUGAAUUGUAUUUUUUCACGUGAAUAUAUGUUUAAUUGGUCUGAUGGCCACUCCAUAAUUAGAAAGUAAUGCCACAAUAGUUGAUCUAAUGUUGCUUCUUGUGAUCUUUGUUGGUUCUUCAUAAUGUGUCAGCUAUUAUGCUGCCAAGAAUAGUUAUUACUGACUUUGGUAGAGUCAGAAACAAGGGAGUGUCGAUGAGAUGAGAUGAUAGUACACGUCUAAGUAAUCUAAGUCUAAUUCCAAUAGAUUGAAAUUCAUGGGACCAAGUUUAUAUCGUACUGACUUGUUUAAUACCAGAAAUCUUGUAAGGAAAGAAGUUGCCAAAUAAAAGUGAGAGAUUAAUAUGUAAAAAACCUGUGUCAUUAACAAUAUGACCAUGUUUUGGAAAAGCUUUUUAGACAUAUAAUCAACUUUGUUUCUGUUUUCUAUUUAGCUGCAACAAGCUUCAUGUGGUGAAAUAAUGGUCGUAAGAUUUAAAAACUCAUUUGAGAGACAUUGAUAUAUCUUCUGGCAUGGAAUUUUUGUAAUAUCCAGGUGAAGGUCUUCUGUGGAACCAAACAGGCUUGGUACAACUCAAAUCUUCCUGGUAAAGAUCAUAUGGCUGGAAAUAACAUGUGCUGGUGUCAUCCAUAAUAAGACAGAUCUCCACCUAGUUCAUCCAUUAAGAAUGGUAGAAGAAGGCCACAGUUUUCAUGGCUGGUCUGAUCAAAGACUGGCCAAAAGGACGAGUCCACUCCACAAAUGCUUAGGGAGCUUUCCCACCAAUUUCUACUGCAAAUUUGGCCUUUCCUUGCAGUGUCCCUUGGUGAAUGCAGUAUUGAGAUUUUUUCUCCAGUGGAGGAGGCUGCAUGGUGGUUAAGGUUUGUUGAUGAGGAGUAUGUGAUAUUAUAGAAUCAAGAAUAACAGGCAGUCGGGAUUAUUAUCAGGCUGAAAUGUACAUUUUGAAAGAAAAUCGUGGACGUGGAGGAGAUACGUGUGAUGGAAGGACAGCUUUAGAAUUGCCAUAGCUUCUCUCCACUAAGCAGUACUCUUUCUUAGAAUUUGUUGGGUGAUAUAUUUUGUCAUUCUCAUUAGAACUGCGACCUUUCAUUUGCAUUCUGUCCCGUCUGUUUGUCCACUUCGGAGACAAAGCUGAGUUUAGUGCAUUUGCCUUUUGUCCCUUCUAAGGGACUAGGCUUGGAUUUUAGUUCGUGUUAACAUUCUUUUCCGAACUACCAUCUGUCUAACUUAAGUCAUGGAAAGCUUUUGUGAGGCUAAUUUGGACCUCUCAUGUUUUGACUUAUACCAUAAGUUUUCCAUUGUCCUUCUAUUUCCUCUUCUUCUUCUGCCCUUUUUGGCUGAGCCAUAGGUGCAAGACUUUUUUGUUCUUUCUUUGAUAACUCUGCCACUAUUAUAAAUUGCCCUGAUUUGAAUCAGAACUGGUUCGAUAUGAUUUUUAACGGUUUUAAUGAUAACAAAACGAGGACAGGGAAUCAGUUUCUUCUUCAUCUGCUCUCCUUUAGUGGGUCUUGAUUUCUGCCCUCCCAUGUCAUUGUUUACACUUGUUCCUUUCCCAUUAGAUGUCUAGGAUUGUCCCAAAAAGAAUAUUCAUCCAUGACCUUAAUGAAACUAAACGGGGAAAAAAUGGGCUUCUAUACCACAUCAUGCAUAGAAUUAAAUUUGUUCUAGUUCAUAUCUUUUGAUCUAAAUAUCGCCCUCCAAAGUUGACAUUACCACAGGAAUGCUAUGAUCCUCUCUUCUGACCUAUGGAACGUUAUUUUUUGCUUUUUAGGAAAAACAUUAUUAUAUGCUUGUGGAUUAUUCUGUCAUUAAUACGGUUUAUAGAUAUUUUGAUAUGUUGAGUUUUUUGAAGUGUUGACGUUUUUGGAAAUAGGAUUAAAAGGAAAUGUAAAAGUCAUCCUAGUGAAGUCCUUUGUCAAAGAUACUGGCAAGCAUAGAAUAUCGCUUAGGUUGCUUCUGCCAUUUUUCUAGAUUAUUGAACCAUGUUCUGGUUCUUCCUUCUGCAUUCAGAAGCCUUAAUUUGUCUGCCUUUUCCUGUGCGUUCUGAUCUUCCAACUAUCGUGUCGCUUAUUGCAGUGUAUUAGCUUGUGUGUUUUUUUCUUUGACAGAGGCCUACCAUCUAAUCUACUUUGGAGGAUGUGUAUAACCUUUUUAUAGUCUGAAAUGGCGAAUGUUUAUUCAUGCUCUAAGAGAAGUUGUGUUCUUGCCAUAAUGGCUGUCCAUUAUUCUUGCUGGUUCCAUUUAGGAUUGAAGGUACUACUGGGGUUGAGCUGGCAUCUGGUCUACACUGGUAUCUGAAGUACUGGUGUGGGGUUCACAUUUCGUGGGACAAGACGGGAGGCGUUCAAGUGUCUUCAGUUCCUCCACCAGACCUGCUUCCUCAGGUGGAUGAUAGAGGGGUGGUGAUUAAACGCCCUAUUCCAUGGAGCUACUAUCAAAAUGUUGUUACUUCAAGUUGUAAGUUCUCUUUAUAACUUGAACUCAUUUUACACAACGGGGAGGAUGUGACAAAACAUAUACACUUGUCAGAUUAUAUUAUUCAGAUGAAUAAUUUAGCCGUAUUUUUUUCCAAUUCAUGUAAAGAUUGUGAGAUUUUUGGUUCAAGAAGAGCGAUUUUAUAAUUCUGCAAGAGGAUGAAAGGUUUUUUUCCUGUUUGAUGUGAUCAUAUAAGGAUGUUAUGAAUCAAAUGGAUUUAUUAAGCUUUUACUUGAAAGUUUUGCUGUUAAUUGUUUCGUGCUUGCACCUAAGAGAUCGAUUGUAAAUUUUUGAGAUUUUAUGUUGAGAUGCGUUAAAGCCUGUGUAUUUAUUUGGACUUCUGAACGUAAUUUAUGCAUAGCCGUCCUACCUUUCGUUUUCUUUGUUCUCUUAUAUGAUCUCACAGUUAUUCCAUUAAUUCGUGCUACACUAGCCAUUAUAUUUUACUUGUAACAGAUUCAUUUGUCUGGUGGGACUGGAAAAGAUGGGAAAAAGAAAUUGACUGGAUGGCUUUGCAAGGAAUUAACUUACCGCUGGCAUUUACAGGACAAGAAGCCAUCUGGCAGAAGGUUUUUAAGGUGAUUUAGUUCUAGCUGUCUACUGUACUGUCAUAUUGUCAUCCAUAAAUAUUAUAUUUAUAUUUUGUUGAUUGUUAUCUCUCAGUGUCAGCCAUAAAUAUUGAUAUUUACAGCAUCCUAAUAUUACUACUGCAUAUACUCUAUUCAAUUAGUUACUUUGAAUGAACUUCCUUACGAGGUUUAUUUUUACACUAACCUAAUACUUUCAAUAUCCUAAUCCAUAAAUAAUGUAUUCACAACAUCCUAAUGCUCACGCAGUAAGUAAGCAUUGAUGCUUCCAAUAUGUCAGACUUAAAUGGAAUGAAAGGACAAUUAUGCUUGACAGAAAUAGAGAGUACACAAAGGAGAGAGAGAGAGAGAGAGAGAGGGAGAGAGAAAUGACCCAACUCAAACCCUAACUGAGAGACACUAGUAUUUAUACCAUAGGCUCAAGGGACUAGAUGGGCCAAUAGAGCUCAUACCCAUAUGAGCCAAUGUGGCCAUGACCUGGAUGGGCUUAUAACAUUCAACAUUCCCCCCUAAGCUGGAGCAUUUAUGUCAUAUGCACCUAGCUUGUUACAUAGAAAUUGUACCCUAUGACCAUUUAAAGACUUGAUGAACACAUCUGCAUGUAGAUCUAAUGUGGACUGUAGUGAUGAGUUGUGCCUAGAUCUUCUCUUUAAUGAAGUGACAAUCAACUUUCAAUGUGUUUUGUCCUCUCAUGGAACACAUGAUUAGGCAAGAUAUGAAUUGCUGCUUGAUUUAUCACAUUUGAGCUCCAUAAGACCUUCAUGAUGAAAACCAAGUUCUCCAAGAAAAUGUCUGAUCCAUAUAAGUUCACAUGUAAUAUGUGUCAUUGCCCUGUAUUCUGAUUCAGCACUUGACUGUGAGACCACAGAUUGUUUAUUACUUUUCUAAGAAAUAAGAUUAGCACCAAGGAACAUACAAUAGUCAUGAAGAUCUCCUGUCUAGAUUGCAAUCAGCCCAAUCAGCAUCUGAAAAACCCUGUACUGUGAGAUGACCAUUAUUCUUGUAUAGCAACGCUCGACCUAGACUGCCCUUAACAUACCUCAAUAUCCACAUGACUGUUUCGAGAUGCUUAGUGCAACUUAACAGACUUUAUUAAUUGUUGUGCCACCACUCAGCACAACUGCUUGUUUUCUUCACUAACAACUGCAAGUUGGACAAUUUCUAAGAUUCUGCUAUAGGUUUUGGGGCCUCCAGUUGCAGAGCUGAUGCCAUGAUAUAUAUCAGCUUGGGGCAGGAUCUUGUCUGGAGAUCUGUCAUGAACGUCUUGUCCAAUAGAUUUCCAUAUCUCCACAUUCUUCUAUUGUGGGAAGCAGAUGUAUCAGGCAAGAUUUCUUGCAGCCUGAUGAGAAUACUCACCUGUCUCUCUGUCUCUGGUGUAUAUGAUGAUUGUCAAGAUGAGCCUGGGGUCGCAGCCUAGCAGGUGGCAUAGAUGUACUAGGAUGUUUACUAUGCGCAUCCCAGUGUUUAACAGGUGGAUGUCAUACAGAAGCUUCUUCAUCCCCAUCUCUCCUCUGUCCUGUUGCUGAUAUAUAAGAUCCUGUACAUUGUUAUCUUUGCUUUGCUGUCUAGGGAAAACCAAUCAGACAUGGUUUUCAUCGCUCUUUCUAUGGGCAUAGGGAGCUUUACUUCUACGCUAUCACCAUAGAAUUACCACUUAACUCAGCUCAGCAAAGAAUGUGGAAUUGUAUUGGUGCAGUUUUAUCCCUUGCUUUUCUAGCAUGCAUCGCCUAGAAAUUCAUAUCUGACCACCCUCAUAUCCACUGUAACUGCCUUAAACUUUUUGGACUGGUCGGAGAUUGUGACAAUCUUGUAGUUCUUUUGUAAAUAUGCAUCGAUCCAUCCCUGGAUUGGAUCCUGUGCUCCAUCUUCAUGUGCUUUGGACUCUACAUCACUUACUGCUUUUGCUCCGUUUUCCAGUUGCAACUGGCUUUUGGCAGCUCAGAGUUUCCGAAGCCAGUACCUCUUGAGUUCCCAAGCUUGUCAUGAUUGCUAAGGCCGUGUCCCAUGGAAGUGUCUGAGGAUUGUGUAUGCUCCAAAGGGGGAAUGCCAGUUGAUUGGAUGUUCAGUUUUUUUUAUAUAGUGUCUUGUGAGGAGUUCUCUCUAGCCUUUGACAUCCACAAGUGCUUCUACCUUCACCUCUUGCCUGUCCAGUACAACCUCCUUGCCCACAACCAUGAGGUCUCCGCAGCUGCCUAAGUAGACAUGAAGGUAGUGGUCUCACUAGCUGCUGAACUAGUUUGGGUACCUUCCUGGUUUAGAAAAGCAAGAGAGAUAUGCUAAUACAUCUCAGAAAGUGAUGGUAACUCAGCUCCUGAUAGAAUAUGACCACAAAUGUCAUCAUAUUCUGCUUGAAGUCCUCCAAGAAACUUCAUGGAAAUCAUUUGUGCAUUAUCUGAAUAUGACUGGAUAUGAGUUAUAAAGGAUUGAGGUCAUCACUAAGUUGUGUUAUCUCACCAAAAUAUUUAUUCAAGCUCUUAUCUCCUCACUUCAACCCAUAAUAUUUAAUAGUCAUAUCAUACAUCCUAGAAAUAUUAUUAGAGAAAUAAUAGCAAGAUGGUCCCUUAUUGUCUUACAUGUAUCAAGAUGAUUUAUUAAAUCAGAAACAUUCGACUUCAUAGAUCUCCACAAUAUAUUCAGAAGUUUUGCAUCUUGUUGUUCCCAGUGUUCUAAUCUAGCCAGAUUGAAAGGUGCCAGAUCAAUGAAGUAAAUCUUGACAAAUCUACUUCAGUGAGUAUACUAGUCAUUUAAUAUUUGAAUUUAUAAUGAUAUGACUUUAGAUUAUCAUUGCUAAUUUUAGAGUUAUAGAGGAUUUUGAUUCAUUAGCCAUCACUGAGAAACUAAUAGACAUAGUCUAAGUUUGACUAUUAACUCUCAAUUGAAUUGUUCACUUUUGACUAUUGACCAUUGAUUGAUGACUUUGUGAAGAGAGCAUUACUUGAUAGGAAUGCUGGCUGUGGGAGACUCUUGUCAGAAUCAGAUGAAUGAAUGUCGAGAUCCCUCCAAUUUUUGUUGGAGGAUGGCACAACUAGAUGGACUAACACAUCAAAACUUGAGAAAAGGAUGGCUUAGGCAAAUUGUGAUCAACUCUAGUGUUGUAGGGGUUGAAGUUACAUCAUGAAUCCUUGAAAAAUGUGCUUCAGUUGUCCUUUUGCCUUGAAUCCAUAAGUUGAAGAGGACAAGUCUCUUGAGUCCACAAGGGGGUGAUUCUGAAUCCAUAGAAUCAAGAACUGGGUUCCCUAAGUCCACAAGAGAACUAGAGUCUGCCAGUAGAAGGAGAGAACCUCAAGAGAAUAAGUUCACAAAAUUUUAUUGAUAGAAAAUUAGAAUGCCUCUGGGACUACAUGGGAGUGCCUUUAAAUAGAUUGAAGGGUCUUGUUUUGGUGCCAACAUUUGAAUUUUGAAUAAAAUUUGAAUUUCAAAAUGAAAUCUAAAAUGAGAAAUAAAUUUGAAUUUAAAACGAAAUUUAAAAUUCAAAAUUUGAAGACAUACCUCAGAACUAUGAGUCUUGAAAUCAACAAACUCUAAUUUUGAAAUCGGGCAUACUUCAGAACUUUCAAUGUCAUUGAUGUGAAUCAGUUUACCUUGUGACAUCUUCAAAAUCCAAAUCUAGAAUGCUAACCACUUGACAUAGUGAAACUUGAGAAAAGGAUGGCUUGGGUAAGUUGUGAACAACUUUAGUGUUGUAGGGGUUGAAGUCAUGUCCCAAAUCCUCGAAAAACAUGUUUUAGUUGUUGUCUUUUCAUCUUGAAUCGAUAGGUUGAAGAAGAAAAAGUCCCUUGAGUCUACAAAAGGGUGAUUUUGAAUCCAUAGAAUCAAGAAUGGGUUCUCUAAGUCCACAAGGGUAUUGGAGUCUACAAGUAGAGAGACAGAAUUUUAAGAGAAGAAAUUCACAAAAUUUUAUUGAUAAAAAUUUAGAAUGCCUCUAGGGCUACAUGGGGUGCCAUUAAAUAGGCUGAAGAGUUUUGUUUUGGCAUCAACAUUUGAAUUUCAAAUGAAAUUUGAAUUUGAAAUCAAAUUUUGAAUGAAAUUAAAAUUUCAAAAUGAAGUUUCGAAAAGGAAAUAACAUUUGAAUUUCAAAUAAAAAUAAAAAUAAAAAUAUUGAAUUUUCAGAUAAAAUUUGAAUUUAAAACUAAAAUUCUAUUUUUGAGGUCAUUUAGUUGCUUUUCAUAGUAAGAAAUUAACAGAAGCAAGAAGAAAGUAUAUUACAUACGAAUUAUAAUUUUAUAUUGUGAUUAAAGCAUUACAUACUUAAGAACACUAUAUGAUUUAAUGAGAAUUUAUUUUAUUUACUGACCAUCAAGUUUUGAAAUCAGUCAACGAUCAGACUACUAUCAAUAGAAUGUAUGCUAGAUGAAUUUUGUUUUUGUGAUAAAGCAUAAAUUUAAAAACUCAAAUAAAGUGGCUGAUGCACUAAGACUAAAAUCAACAUUCUUGAUUAUAGUGUGAGGUGAAGUUAGUGAUUUUAAAUAUCUGACGUAACUCUAUGUAAGAGAUGAAGACUUUGUUCAAAUUUGGUGUAUGUGUAAACAAGACAAACCAUUCAAAGGAUUUCACAUUCUUGGAGAUUUCUUAUUUCGAGAAAAUCAAUUAUGUAUCCUUAGAACUUUUUUUUAUGAGAAGUUAAUUCAAAAAUUACAUGCAUGAAGACUUGGGGAACACUUGGGAUAUGGCAAGACUUUGAAAAUGAUAGAAGAACGUUAUUAUUGGCCACAACUUAAGAAAGAAGUUGAAAGUUUUGUGUAAAGAUGUCAAAUUUAUGAAGUUAAUAAAGAACAGUGCCCGAACAUAAGUCUAGACGCUCCAUCACCCAUUGCAGAUAAAGCAUAGGUUGGCAUUUAUAUAAAAUUGUUUUUGGGAUUACCACGUACUCAAAGAUGAGUAGAUUCUAUUUUUGUGGUUGUGAAUUAAUUUUCAAAGAUGACACAUUUUAUUGCAUGUAAGAAGACUAAUGAUGCCAUUCAAGUAGCAAAUUUAUUUUUUAAGAAAUAGUUUAUUUGCAUGGAGUGCUUGUGAUUAUUACAUCUCACAAAGACUCAAAUUUAUAUCUCAUUUUUAACAUGCUCUUUGAAAUAGAUUUGACUCAUACCUAAAAUUCAGUACUACAAGUUAUCUACAAACUGAUGGUCAAAUAGAAGUGGUUAAGCUUGAGUGAUGGCUUGUAAAUGACUUGUAGUAUUGAAUAUAGGCAUGAGUCAAAUCUGUUCCAAGAGAAGAAACUCAUGAAAUUUUAUUGAUAGAAAAUUAGAAUGCUUCUAAGGUUACAUGGAGUGUCUUUAAAUAGAUUGAAGAGUCUUGUUUUGGUGCCAACAUUUGAAUUUUGAAUAAAAUUUAAAUUUCAAAAUGAAACCUAAAAUGAGAAAUAAAAUUUGAAUUUAAAACAAAAUUUAAAAUUUAAAAUUUAAAUUUUCUAAUAAAUCUGAAUUUCAAGAGAAAUUUAAGUUUCAGAUGAAAUUUGAAUUUCAAAUGAAAAUUUAAAUUUCGAAUGAAAUUCGAAAAAUAAUAAAAACGGAGAUAUGGGCCUAAUUUUGUAAUUGAGCCAACUUCAACAUGAAGUGGGCUUCAAGCUGCAUCAGUAGUAGGCUUUAAGCUGCAUCAAGAACGGUGGUGAUGGUGGCCAGAAGAUUCUGAACAGAUGAGUAGCUCUGAAUAGGGAGUGUCUUGGAGAGGAGCAGUGGUUGGCAUGGCAGCACCAGACUAGGGCGACACUGGACAGGGAUGAUGGCAGGCAGAGGACGACUUGCCCCACCUAUAGGGUUUUCGUCAAACAGAACUCAAUUUUGAUACCAUGAUAGAAAUAGGGAGUACACAAAGGAGAGGAAGGAAGAGGGAGGGAGAAAGGAUUCAGUUCAAACCCUAAUUGAGAGACUCUAGUAUAAAUGCCAGAGUCCCAAGGGACCUAGAUGGGCCGAUAGGGCCCAUACCCAUAUGAGGCGAUAUGGCCAUGACCUGAAUGGGCUAUAACAUUCAACAAUGCAUAAUGAAUGUAAAAGUCCCAAGUUAUGUUCAACAGGCUUUUAUUAGAGAAAUUUGAGUAAAUUUAAUAUUUGAGCAUCAAUGUGAAGACAUCUGAAUGGAUUUAGGAUCUGUUUUUAAGAUUGAUUUCAAAAUUUAGAAUAUUUGUAAGAUAUUAUCAGUUUCAAAAACAUCUUUAUCACUGUCAUAGACCAUUGUAGUUUUCAAAAAUAGUUGAAAGCCUUGCCAUUUGUUAAUGGUAAAACAUUAAAGCUACCCAUUCUUUUGUGUUGGAAAAGGGUUGUCAUGCAGCACUGCUUCACGUGGAUUCUGUAUGUUGUGGUUGACCUACAAAAGAAUCCAGGUUCCUGUUGGCCUGACUAUCUUUGUCAUGACAAGGUCAGAACUUAAGGUUAGGGCCUUUAUUAUCCCCACACAGAUCUUGUGUGAACUUCAUCAUGCGAUUUCAAUGGAUUUCUUUAGGGAGGUGCAAGAGAAAGAGGUGAUGUUGUUAUCCUAACUAUUCGCAAUCAGGCCCUUGAGAAAGGGUACUGGUUCCUGUCAACCAAUUUAGCUCCAAUAUUCUUGUUAGUGUCCUUGAAAUAACUCCUAAUAGUCUAGGGCAUGGUCAGUCAUCGUAUUCUAAAGGCUGAUUGAGUGACAUACAAAAGAAUCCCUUUAUUCAUAUGCUUAGUCUUGACAUGGUUCUCUCAGUUUUGGUAAAAUAUUACUCAGGUAACAUGAUACGAGGUUCCAAGUAAUCAGUUAUUUAUGCUAAAACACAAAUAAAAGGGUAUUUCUCUAAUUGAUGAUAUUUUAAGGGUCAAUGUCUAAACAAGUUAUUCUUAAAUUUUGUUGGAAUUGGUCUUCAAUUUUACAUUGUGGUUAAUAUAAUCCCUAGUCUAUAAGUUCGGAUUCUAGUAGAGUUUGUAGUUGGGUUACAUAUAUGAUGAAUUGGACAUUUGGGUCCCGAAAUCAUGAUAGUUUAUGAGGAAGGAGGUAUCAGAUUUAUGAAUGAUGCUAUGAGCUUCAUGAUUGAAUUUCUAAUUUAUUGUAGUGAGAGUAUCGCAUGUUUAAAGCUUGUCAAUCUCUUAACUUAUUAGGAAAAUGCUUGGUUAUUGAGAAUAUGAGUCAUGUAUUCUUUUGUUAAAGCAUUGAUAUUUAUUUUGAUCAUUCUACAGUUUUCUUUCAAGUUAUUGAUUAAUAGAUCUAUCUUGAGUACGGUUUAGUUUGCUCAUUGUGGUACAUUGAACAGGAGUUUAAUGUUAGUGAAGUAGAUCUGGAUGGAUUUUUUGGUGGACCUGCCUUUCUUGCAUGGGCACGCAUGGGGAAUAUGCAUGGGUAAGUUCUAGUGUUAGAAACUUGGUAACACUCUAGCUUCUUUUGUAUUUCAUUUUGAUUUGAGAAAUUAUAUAAAAAAUCUGCUAUUUUGAAUACGACUUAGUUCUUGCUGAAAAUUGCAGAUGUUGAACUUUUAAUUGAAUGCUUGUUUCCUUUGUGGCAGCUUUUUGGAUGCCUUUUUCCACCUUUGCUGAGCAUGGUUUUUACAUUUUGUCAAAUUCUUUUUUUAAUACUAUUGGCGUCAACAUGUUCAUUCAUUGAAAAGCUGCUAUUUGAACUUUCCAUUUUGUUCUUUGGUGUGGUAACAAAUUAAACAGUUUACUCUUUUAUGCUGUAUUGUGCAUUAUUCUUUAUUGUUAAAGAAUUAUGGUUCAUUCAUCAAAGCAUCUGUUUGUACAAUUGCCAAAGUUGAUAAGUUGUCUUAUUGAGCUCAUAGAAAUGAAUGGUCAUCUCAAUGUUAACCUAGUCCCACUCUAAUUUUUAUGUAGAAACUGAUGGAUCCUUGUUGAAUUACAUACAUAGGACAUAGAUGUCAACUAGUCGAAACAAGAAAUGUAUGUUGCUGAUCUAAUAUUAUUAGAAAUAAUGACCAACAUGCUCUCCUCUAGUUAGGGCAAGAAAUUUCGAUUUUUUUGAUAUUCUAAUAAAAUUGAAUUAAUAACGUAGAUGUGUCAUUACCAAAGUGCACCAGCACUAUGACCACUGACUAGAUCUAUAUCCAAGUUAGAUAGCGUGUUUCCAUAGCAUGUUCAUAAUAAAUGAUAAAUAAUUUGAUGAAAUUGAAAUUUUAUGUGAAAGUUUUUGUUUGAAUAUAGUCUAUGUUAGCUUUGCCUAAGGAGAAAUGCACCCUGUUUUAAGGUCUUUGACUGGAUUAGUUGUGAUGGUAAGUGCUCCAAUUUUUCCUCUGUUUAUUUCUAAUCUUCACGCAGAUUAGAUUGGAAGCACACCAAUUUCUAUCACAUUGGUCUGGUGAAGCAGAAUAGUUAAGUAUGCUACAAUGCAACAAAGGCUAUGGAUUCCUCCUCUACUAUUUGCAUUGAUCCACCAUUCAACUAUGGAUAAAAGGAAGAAAAUUUAACCAAUGAAAUCAGCAGCCAAUUUCAACAACUUCGUAGCUUAGUGUCUUAGAACAUAAAUUCGAUUAUUCCAAGCCUAAGAAACAGUGUUCGACAACUGUCUGUAGCUGUUCAAAUGCUUGGAAUAGGGAGAGGAAGUCUUUUGUGUAUUUCAAUUGUUGUUUUUGCACUGGGUCGAAUAUGCCUUAUUCAUAAUCAUAUCUUUUGGGAUUUUGGUUCGUUCAUUUUUACUUUCAGAACUGCACAAGACUCCUUAUUAGUAGAACUUGCUAUCUUUUACUUUCCGAGCUCUUUGCACUUCGAGUUUUUUCCACCUCUUAGAGUUUCUUCAUUAAGCGUCUAUUUAGACCAGAUAAGGAUAUACUGACCCUUAAUUUGUACUGCGGAUAACAUGUACGAAAUUACUCUUGUAACUAGUGAAAUUAUGAAUGAUCUGAUUCCUACUUGAGUCGCCUCCUUUGUUUUAUGGUCGUUCAUGGUCAAUCUGAUUUCACAGUAGGGAAUUUGGUUUCCUUUGAAAUUGAGAAAAAAAUUAAAAAAAUAUAGUUACCCUUUUAGAAUUGGCCGAUUUCUCAUGGAUAAGCUAAUUAACGAUAUGCCAUCUGCUUCUACGAUAAUUGUUGGAUGAUGGAAGAGUUACAUGAUCUUGCCAAAGGGAGGGCUGGGAAAGAAGAAAGGAACAACAAGAAGAAAAAUUCACCUGUCUUGUUACUGUCAUCUGCUGCUGAUUGUGUUUGACCAUCACUGACUGUUACAACUAAGUGGUGAUCAGAGACCACUAUCUAAACUAAGUGUUGGGAAUCUCACUACAUCCUAAAAAACCUGAUUUUGAAACUUUUUUCCUUGACACACUCUGUUAGUUGAAAUUAUUGACAUGCUUACUUCUUAAAUUAUAAAUAUUUUUUCUUUCUAAACCCGAUCUAAUUUGUAAGACAUGUGACAAAUGGCAUUUAUCGAGUUUCUAACUACUGACACAAACCAUAAAAGGAUAAAAAAUCGGGAAAAAUCUCUUCUACUUCUCAAUUAUAUGACAAUUGUUAGUUAUGUACAAUUACCCUUGCCACAGGAAAAGAAACUACAUUGGUUAAGCAAACUGACUAUGGACGUGAACAAAUGGUACACCCAAAAUCCUUAGGAUAAGAUAUUUCCUUUGGACUCUGGAGUAUUAAGACUCUAGAAAGAAAACAGUUUAUAAGAUGAGUGGCUGUAAGAACUACUUCUCUCAUGAAGAAUUUAGGCACGUCGUUUUGGAACAAAGAGGCAUGGGUUAUCUCAAGGAGGUAAAUAUUUUUUCUUUCUGCUGCUUCGUUGUGCUGUGCUGUAUUGACAUACGAUGACUCAGGUGCUAUCCUUUCAUUUUGAAAGUAUGUAUUUUGGAUUUGAUUGAAAUAGUUCCAUGCAUUAUCUGACCUAAACCUUUUGACAUUGACCCUGAAUUAAUUCUUAAUCAUGAAACAAAAUUUUUGGAGAACAGUGUUGACAUCAGAUUUCUAUUUGAACAGAAAAAAAACCAAGUAAUACGAGUACAAUCAUUAAUGAAUGAUACAAACCAUCUAACCCCAGAAAUGUUCGGAGGGGCUAUUUUCCUACACAUGCUACAAUAUUCUACACAUGCUAAAAUAUUCAAAGAACCAUCAGCUGUGGCUAUUUUCCUACUGCUUGGGCAAGGAGAGUAUGUGGAAAAGACAUUUGGUGAGUUGGUCAUAUGGUUGGUAGCUCCUGAACCCAUUAUCCAUGAGUCAACAAAGGUUGUACCUGAGACAUUCACUCCAAUAGAGGAUGGAAACUCACCUGAAUAUCCUACACCUGCUAAUGAACGAUCUCACUCUCUUGACCUCUUCUUGGUUGAUUCCACUUGACUCCUUUGGUGCUGCGUCAUUUUGCUGUACUGUUAUGGCAUGUGCUCGACAUUGUUCAUUGGGUUCUCUCUUUUCCGUCCUCAUUCUUAACGCAGAGGUUUCUCACAGAUCUUCCAACAUCAUUCACGAGUAUGGUGUGGCUUCUUACACUAAGUGUACCAUAGACUACCCAUACGGUCACUCUCUGGAACUUAUGCUCUCUCCAUGUUUGUGGCUGAGUUAUUGCUACCUCUAGCCACCAUAGCUGAGCUGUACAUUGUGGCUCAAGUAUCAAGCCUCUUCUGCUUUCCCCUCCUCAAAUCAGUGCUGCUACAAAAUUAAAGCAUGAAACCUCCUCAAUGCCCAGAAUCUGAAUUCUCACUUCAUCAAACUCUGGAUUAAGCCCAAUGGGAAAAUCAUAAAAGUCCUGGUCAAUGAAAUCCUUCAGAAUAGCUGUAUCCUCAGAAAAUUUGGUUUUAAUUGACCUAUAAUGGUCAAGCUCUUGCCAAAAAGCUUUCCACUGAUUAGCAUAUUCCAAAACUGUUUUCUCUGUUUUUGUAGCAAUUGUCUUCACCUUAACUUCAUAUACUUGAGCUGCGCCACUAGUGUUGGAAUAAGUCUGUUUAAUUAUAUCCCAGAUGUCUUUGGGUAUAGCCAAGGGCGUACGCAUGUUGCUAACCUCUCUAGUGUUGGAAUCAUUUCCAUCCCAUGCCUCAAACUGAGUAUCCGCUGUUUUUUUCCCAGUAUCUGUGUAAUGGCUGAUCUUUCCUUUCCCUUUCAGCACAGUGCAAACAAGUUGGAACCACUUCAGUUAAUUUUUCCCAUCCAGCCUAUAUGUAGGCUGAAUAUUCUGCAACUCUUUGGAUUGUUGAAACCGUUCACAAGGAUGGAAAAUUAAAUAAUGUAUAUUUUCACUGUUCACAAGGAUUAAUCAAUAAGCAUGUGCCCCCUAUUGAUCAUGUUUCUCUUCUACACAAAUUAUCAUUUACUUUUCUGUUCCAAUGUUACAUAUAAUGCAAGUAUCUUUGUCGACCGUCAUCAUUGUACAUAUGUACUUGUAUAUCUAUUGAUAUAAUAAAUCAAUGAAGACAAAUGAGAAUUUCCGUUUUCUAGUGAGUAACAUUUGUCUAAUUACAUAGAUAAUAUGAAAUUCUCGCUAUAUGGCUAUAUGUAACUGCCAUCAAUUUAGUGGUAUAUGGUAAUUUGGAAAUUGUUUUUGAUGAUUCUUAAUUUGAGGAUAAAACCGAUCAUUUUAUUGGUUUUUGAAUCAUCUUUCAACUUUUCAACUUUUCUAUAAAUUUCGAAGAACUCUUGGGGUCAUCUCAGUUUACUUUCUUAAUUUUGUUGUCUUGUCCUCCUUUCCUCCUAUAUUGGUUCCCUCUCCUUCAUCUGUUUGGUGGUUGUGCAAAGUUGAUCAGAGUGGGGGAGGUGGCAGCUUCUUGUCUUUUUUUUUCUUUAUUAUAGCUCAUAUUGGCUUGGAUUUGCAUUUUCGCUGCUACAAUGGAGAUCAGAAUUAAAAGAAACUACCUUGGGGGAGUGGAGAUGGUAGAGGUAUGGAGGUUAGCCUUAGCUUGGGCCAAGAUUCCAGCCAUCUCAACUAUUUUCAUUUUCAGAGAGAGGUUUAACAGAAAAUGACUUUUUUGGAAGACUGGUUGAUUGGCCCAAAUAGAUCUGUUUGAGAAGGAUUUGGUGAUUACUAGCUAUGUUUUCAGCAGAAUUUACAAUUUUAGUGGAAUCUAUGCGAUUUUGUUGUAUAGGAAAUACCUGGGAUUUUUGGAAAUAUUUCAUUUCUUAUCAUUUUGAUGUUCCAUCAUUCUGUUUCCUGUUUUGGAGACGACUUACUAUUUUUGGUGGAUUACAUACAGCUGGGGUGGCCCUCUAUCACAAAAUUGGCUUGAUUCACAGUUGUAUCUACAAAAGUCCGUACUGUCACGAAUGAGAGAUCUUGGAAUGACCCCAGGUAUUAUACAAGAAACUAUGAAAAGUCCAUACUUCUCUUGUAGAUUGUUGUGUUCUACAUUUGCUCAUUGGUAGGUAUGAUUGUCUUUCAUUAUCUACCAUUAGAGGCUCGGGAUUGUUGUGUGACCAUUGAUGCUAUUAGUUUUUUCAUGGGAGUUUCUUCUCAACCAAUCAUUCUUUGAUUUCUGUAUGCUUUCAUUAUUAUUCUUCCUUGUUUUUUUCUUUAAAAUCAAGAGGUGGAAGUCAACUUUCUCAAAAUCUUUGUGACGAUUGCAUCAGAUAGCUUCCAGAUUGUUACACAUUGCUUGUGUUAUCUAGUCGUAGAGGUUUGUUGGUGGUAAUUAGGCAAAUAUGGAGUAAUUCCUGUAAACUGGCUAUUGGUGAAGGAUUAUGUGGAGCUUAACGUUUUCCAUAGUUUCUUGUAUAAAGUUGUUAGAACCACAUCCAUUUCCAGCUCAUUCAGAUUCGAGUUUAGUGUCUGGUUAUGUCACAUGGACAAUUGGAUGCAGUUUCUGUUGAAUAUGUGGUCUAUAUGUUUAUGAUGUCUCCAAAUGGUCCAAUAACUUUUUGCUUUUCAUGGAACACGAUUUUUGAGAACCAUUUCCAGGAGCUGCAUUUACUAGAAAUAAAAAUCGGUGAUGGUCAUACCUAUAUGCAAAUAUAUGCAUCCAAAUGUAUUCUCUUUUUAUUAAAAUAAAUUUUAUCAUGAGCUUUUAGGGUUAUGACUAGGCUUACAUUGAAUUCAUAGAAGGAGCAUGUCACAGACGAUAGGACAUUGAUGAGGACAUAAAUCAAUGCAUGUCAAGAUGAAAGAGGGGAGAGAGAGAGACGCUUGAUGCUUUGUGGUUGAAAUCACUGAUGCUGCUGUUUUCUGUUUUCUUUCUUGUGAAUUUUGAUUCUCGCGCUGCCUGAUCUUCAAACUUUUGUCUAUGUUCGUUAACAGACUUAGCCUGAUGACUUUUUAUUAGUUGACUCGAAUAUCAUUUCAAAUAGUCCAAAUAAUUGAGACCUUUGAGAUAUAUGCUAGGCUCAUUGUUUGAAUUCAGAUAAUUUAUAUUGGUAUACCCCCUAAUUUUGGUAUAUCCUUUGAUUACUUCCUGUGGAAGAGUAUUUAAAUUGUUAAUUUAACCAAAAUGAAAAUGAGAAAAGAUGAGUCAGCUUAGGUUUAUUAACUUAUAUUUUUAUGAAUUUUGUUAAACUCUGGAGCAAUGCAAAUACAUGAUAAUACCGAUGCUUAUUUUAUAUUGUUGAUAGAAGUGGAGAAGAAGAGAUAGAGUUUGAUGUGCCAGAGCCAUUGGAAACUGAGAUGGAGCUCAUUGAGUGGUGUUUUGUAGCUGAUAAAUGGUAAGUGGGUCUGCCCUUUAAUGGAAUGUCGGUUCCAACCAUUAGAUCGUUUUAAAUUUAUUACGUGGUAUGCUAAAGUCCAUUGUGGAGGUACUAAGAGAUCAUCAAGUGGAUAAUGAUUUGAUUAGAGCAUAUUAGAUAGAGUGAGCUUCAGUGCACCAAGUGUACAGUGGGUUAGAACCCAUUUGAUGGAGAUUCGUUGUGGAGAUUAAUUGGAAGGUGGGUUGGAGCUGAUCAAAUGGAAAGUGUCCUAGAGGCCAUUAGAUAGUGUAUUUGAAUUCACAGGAUUUGCGGGUUGGAACCUGUAAUGUUUUCCAUGGAGAGGAACUGAGUAAAAAGCCUGAGUGUUCUGUGCUGCUACAAGUUCUCUCUAUUUUCACUAGUAGCCUAUCCCAAGGUACGAGGUAAAAGGGGUGAAAUGCAUAUUCACCAGGUUGACGUGGAGUGUGGGAAAAAACGUAUUAUUAAGAGUUAGUUUCCUAGGUUAGUUGGGCUGUUGGUCAGUUUCCUAGUUUGGUUGAGUAUCCCAUAAAUCGUAGGAUUUAACCUAGGUAGUUUUCCUUUUUUGGGGCUUGGGUAAUUGUAUCUAACUGGGCAUUGUUCUAUGAAUUGACAAGACAGAAAAAUUUCCCGACUGUUUAUCCUGGUUUGGUUUGCAUCAGUAUGUGUAGUUUUGUCUCUCUUUUUCAAUUGCUUACCAGAGGUUGUCGGCACUUUUUACUCCUAACAAUGGUAAUCACUAAUGAGACAUUUCUGGGAACUGGAUUCUAUUGAGGUAAAUGAUCUACAGAUCUAUGGAGUCAACACAUUGUUCUCCUAACAGAAUUAAGUGAAACACCCUGGUAACUGAUGUCUUCGGGGAAUGUUUUAGGAGAAGGAAAUUUCUAGUCAACAUAUGGAUACUGUAGACAUCAUAAUUUGUCUAAUCAUAUCAGUAAAGGAAUAAGUUGUUGUGACUAUUGCGGGACUUUCUCUUCUGUGUCCUGUUUUUCAGAACCUUCAAACAAACCUCAAUUUAUUAGCUUAACUAAUCAAUAUUUUAGAAUUGGCAACAUGCUAAAUCUUUGGAGUCACUUCUCUUAUUUUCCGCAGGUGUGUAGUGUAAGUAGGUUGAAAGGGAAAACUCUACCAAACUGUGCACCAUUUUUUAUUCAGUACCCAAGUAAUUUAAACAAUUAAAAAAAUUAUGUGUUACGAACCUCCAGAGAUUCGGGCGAAUGCACGCCCUAAUCCUACGUUAGAAGUGGCUCCUCUCGCCGAACUAAUAAUUCUCUUCUAUUAGAGAACCAGAUGGAAGAAUUAACAAUGGAAAAUAGAAAGAACAAGUAGAAGGUUCGGAGACAAUAGGAAGUGUUUCUGAGGUUGGAUCGACCCUCAGGAACAGGAGAGCCUGAAUUGGACUCUCAUUUUAUUUAGGGCCUUCUCUAUAUUUAUAGGUCCUAGUACAUUAUUCUACAGUGGUCCCCUUCAACGUAGGGGUCUAGGUCAUCUUUUGAAGAUGAUGGAUGCCUUCGUAACAUUAUGUUUUAUCCAUAUUAGUGGUGGCAUGCGCUAAAAAAACGAUAAACAUGAAAAUGGUCAAUACUGUGAAAAGAUAUACCUGUUGUUUUUUAAAUUUGCAUUACUAUUCUCUCCAUUCAUUGCUAUCCUUUGGAUGGUGAUGUGGUUGGCCAUUGGUGUAAGUUCCUUUAUUACGUGAAUGGGUACUAGAAACUGUUUAUUUCUCCCAUUUUUUGUGUGUGCGGUCAAUGGUUCCCCAUUUAUUGUGUCUAUUUCGACGGUACAAAAAAGGUAAUUCGCUGAGGAGUUUCCUUCAGUACUAUGAUUCUUGUCAUGAAAGUUAGUUUUGAAUCCCUCUUUCUUCUUUAUACUAUGAAUUUCUAUUUUUUUUACUCAUGUACAUUCAUUCCUUUCCUCCAGUGCUACCUGCAUUCUCUGGGAAUGUUCCAGCUGCACUUGGAAAGAUAUUUCCGUCAGCAAAUAUAACUAGACUUGGAAAUUGGUAUGAUCCCUUUUUGAGAUAAUUUAUCCAUUGCAUUUUUCUGUCCCCAAAGAAAGAAGUUACUAAAAGAAUGAUGUUUUUGUCUUAUUUUAUGGUGAUUAAAGUUAAAUCUGCGUUUCUUUUUAACAUUUAUGGUUUAAACACUAUAUUACUGUGGGAAAGAGCACAAAUUAGGAGUUCGGUUCUUAGUUGAAAUGCUUCCUAGUUUGUCAGUUUUCUAGUUGUUAGGUAGCUUAACAGGGAUCAUUGUACAUCGUGAAUAACCAAAUUCCAAUUGAAGUGAAAUCUUUAGGAGGAAUCAAUGAAACCCUGUUUUGUGGCCCUGGUACUUGUAUAUAACAGUCACCUAUGAUCUGAAUACGAGUUGAUUUUUUCCUCUGCAUAUCCUCCUUGUGUUUGGGCCAUUCUUCAUGACAAUUAUCAUUGUGCUUUGAUAUUAUACAUGCCCUAAUAACAAAUAUCAUGUUUGAGUUGUGGAAAAUGUUUCUUGUGAUUAGAUGGUUCCAGUUGUAAAGUCUAAAUUUUUUUGAGCCUAUCUUGGGAGGCUUCCCCACCAUUUUGUGAUGGUCGCUACUGAUCUAUGAUGACAGUUUGCGCCAACUGAUCUGCAUACAUAAGUGACAAUUCAUUUGCUUUCAUUGAAGGAUUAAGAAAUUUUCCCAUGCGCUUUAAUGCCACUCUAGAUCCCUUUGUCUAAGUUGAAUAUUGGAAACCUGUUUUUUUUUCUUUAAGAAUGAAUAAAUGUAAACAUAUACAUGUACAUUUUUUUUAUGCUAUGGUACUAGUUCUUUUAUAUUUUCUCCCUUGCACUCAUGACUGCCUUGCUACAUAGAUUGGAAGAAAGUCAAAACUCAUGUGGAAUGGUGUUGUGGGAAUUUUCUCAUAUUUUUUAAUUGUCAGUUUGUGUUGUAGAAAAAAAAAAGGGAAAAACCAGACUGCUUUAUCUGACCUAAGUUAUUUGUAAGGGCAUUUGUUGAUGAGUUUUAAAAUUUCGUAUAAAAGCAUUCUGCUGCCUUUGUUUUCCAUCAGAAAACUUGGUCGAUUAUAGUAGUUCUAGCUUUUCUUUUGACUUGCUUUCUCAUCUAGCUUCUGACAGGAAUAUGUUACGAACCUCUUGAGAUUUGGGCGAAUCUAUGCCUUAAUCUUACCUUAGAUGUGGUUCCACUCAGGAAAUCAACUCUUCUAUAGUAUAGAAGAACCAGAUUGAACAAUUGAAAAUGUAAAUUGGAAAGACAAUAGAGGUUCGCAGACAGUAGGGUGAGUUCCUGAGGUCGAAUUGAUCCUUAGGAAUAGGAGAUCCCUAAUCGGACCUCCCCAAGGACAGAUCUCCCCUUCCACUCUCUGUUUUCUCCUCUUUUUCUUAUUUCGGCCUCUUCUAUAUUUAUAGGCCCCAGUACAUUAUUCUGUCGUGGUCCGCCCUCAACGUGGGGGUCUAGGUUGUCAUGUGUAGAUGGCGGUUGACUUCGUAACAUUACUUCCCCCCAUGGGUUUCACCUUGUCCACAAGGUGAGAUGUAGGAAAUUGUUGAAGGAAUGUUGAUACUAUCAUCCAUGACGAUUCAAACUCUAGAAAAUGUUUCCAUGAAACUAAUAUCUCUGUGCCUUGAGGAGUCGACCUAUGAGCUUUUAUUCCAUCUGGAAUUAGUAUCCAUUCCUGAUCUUUUGAUAGUGUCGGGGGAAUUGGUUGGCUCCUACAGUCUGUUCUGAGUGUCUUCCUAAGUUGGGAUAUAUGGAACACCAGAUGAACAGUUGAAUGGUCUGACAAUUGGAGUUUAAAUGUCACUGGUCCAAUUCUUUCCAUAAUAGGAUACGGAUCAGGUCCCUACCAUAUACCACUGGAAAAUGAGUAAUUUUAAUGGAAGAAUGAUAGGAAGUAUUGUAACUAUGUUCUGUCCAAUGAAGCCAUAAUUUCUACUAUUUCGGUUUAUCAAAUGUCGCACAUCUCAAGUAAUUUUAUAAGCAUCUAUUGACUACUUCAAUCUGUCCAUCUGUUUGAGGGUGGUAAGAAGACCUGAAUUUGAGUUUAGUCCCCUGUAGUGUGUGUAGCUCACACUAAAUGCACUUAAGAAUACUCAUCUCCUAUUGGAGACCACUGUCUUUGGAAACCCAUGGAGCCUUACGAUUUCCUUAAUGAAUAAUUGAGCGACCUCCUUGGCUGAGAAUGGAUGAUGUAGGGCAAUGAAAUGACUAUACUUGCUUAAUCUAUCCACUACUACUAAUAUGACAUUCGACCCAUAUGAUUUGGGUAAACUUUCAAUAAAAUCCAUUGAAAGGUCUUCCCAUAUUUAGGUAGGUAUAGGCAAUGGCUGCAGAAGUCCUGUUGACGAUAGUGAAGAAGAUUUAUAUUGUAAGCAAGUAGGACAAUUGUUGAUGCCUUUAUAUCUCUCUUCAUUCCUUGCCAAUAGAACUGUUGCGAAAUUCUAUGGUAUGCCUUCUGAAACCCAACAUGACCUUCCACCGGGCUGUCAUGAAAUAAUUGUAACUCUCUAGUAACUAAAGAGGAAUGUGUUGGAAGAACCAACCCUUUCUGUAUAUAGCAGGGAUCCAUCUUUCAGAUCAUAUAAUUCGUUAGAUGUAUCUCCUUAAGAUAAAGAGGUUUUAAUCUUUGUAAGCCUAGUGUCUUGGUCCACUGCUGCUCAGACAGCUUCGAGAUAAAUAGAGUAUUGUGCUAUUGCCUCAUUUACUUCAUCUUAUAGUAACAACGGACAUUGGGGUAUUGCAUCUGCAACCUUAUUGUUCUUCCCUUAUAUUUAAUUUCAAAACAAUAGCCCAUCACUUUCACCAGCCAUUUAUGAUAUUCAGCAUGGAUUUCCUUCAGUUCAAGUAAGAAUUUAAGAUUGUAUUGGUCUAUUUUGAUGAUAAAAUGCUGACACAUAAGAUAAUGUUUCCAUUUCCUUACUGCCAACACUAUGGCCAUCAACUCUUGCUCAUAGGCCGAUUUUAAUUUGGCUCUUAUUAUAAGUGCUUGACUGAAAUAAGCUAUUGGGCACCCUUGUUGCAUGAGAAUGAUCCAAAAGCAUUGGUUUCCACAAUAAAUUCUUGUAAAAAAUUUUUUGAUGUUAAUACUGAAGCCAUAGUCAUUGCUUGUUUAAGGCUAGAAAAAGCGGCUUGUGCUUCUCCUGACCAAUUGAAUGCAUCCUUUCUUAACAAUUCCGUUAGUGGCCAUGCAAUUGAAGCAUAGUUGGCAAUAAAUUUUCUAUAAUAUCCAAUGAGCCCUAGGAAGUCACGGAGUUCAUUAAGAUUUCUAGGAAUCGGCCAAUUAGUCAUGGCAGAUAUCUUCUCCUUAUCAACUUCUACUCCUUCCGCCUUCCUCAUAUGAUGCAGAUGUUUGUUAGUUGUGACGCUGUACACAAGUAUAUCAUCAAAAAAAAUCAAUACGAAUCACCUCAAUCGAUGUUGAAAUAUUUGGUUCAUAAGUGAUUGAAAGGUUGCCGCUGCAUUUGAUAAUCCAAAAGGCGUGACUUUAAAUUCAUAAUGGCUGUGAUGAGUCUUGAAUGCAGUCUUAGGUACAUCUUUCUUUUUCAUUUUGAUCUAAUAAUAUCCUGAUUUUAAAUCAAAUUUUUUAAAAACUGAUUUCUCAUAUAAUUCAUUUAGUAACUCAUCUACAACUGGAAUGAGGUAUCAAUCAAGAACUAUAGUUCGGUUCAACACUCUAUAAUCUAUACAAAACCUCCAUCCACCAUCUUUUUUUUUGACUAAUAAUGCAGGGCUGGCAUAAGGACUGUGUGAAGGUUGUAUGACCUCUAUUGAUAUGAGUUCUUAGAUUAAUAUCUCAAUCUCGUUCUUCUGGAAAUGAGGGUAUUUGUAAGGCCUCAAGUUAAUAGGUUUUGUUCCUGAUAAUAGAUGAAUGGCAUGGUCAACAGGCCGUUGGGGUGGCAUUUCUGUUAAUACUUCAAAAACCUUAGGAAAUUCUUGUUUCAGGCUGAUUUCUAAAUCAUUAGGUGCAUUAGGGUCUCUAUUUGAGUGAAUAUGAUGCAAUUCCACCAUGUAUGUUUUGUUGCUCUUAAGUUCCUUCUCUGCUCUUCUUGGUGACAUACUGAUUUUUAUAAUACUAGGGUCCCUUUUGAAAAUGUGAAUUUUGCCUCCCAUCAUGAAUCUCAUUAUGAACUUCUCAUAGUUGAAAAGGAUCCACCACCCUAAAGUUCUCAACUACUGCAUCCUUAGGAUCAUAUCCGUGCCACUUAAUUAUAGUGGUAAGAAAUCUUGUACUAUCAAAACACCUUGUGCAUGGAGAGGAAUGGCCUUGCAAAUUGCUGCACCUGCCACUGUGCUGCCGUUGGAAACUGUUUGUGCUGUAGCCACUGUGUAAUUCCUAUGGUCAAAGUCUAGUGGUUCUAGCCUUUCUUUUGACUUGCUUUCUCAUCUGGUUUCUGACAGGAAUACCAUUAGUGGAGAUCCUCGUUGGUGUUGCACAUAUCUUCUUGAUCCAUCUGACCCCUUGUUUAUUAAAAUAGGGGAAGCAUUUAUCAAGCAACAAAUGAAAGGUGUUUCUUUAUAAUAUUCUUCUAAUUUCAAUUUAGUAUGAAAUGCAUGACAGGUUGCUGUGCUAGCUUAUACAUUGCUUUUUGAUGUUAUACAUAUUUGGCAUAAGAUUUGUGUGAAAACUAAUAGGAAAGGUUUUGCACAAAAAUCCCUGAUGUUGGAAUAUCAUUGAUUUUACAACGUACAUAUAGCUGUGGUAUGUUUUUGCUUAUUUUCCUGAGUAUCAUCGAUGUAAAUGAUUAAGAAAAAGAUAUCUGGAUUUGCAUCAUAUAAUCAUUGGUAGAAAAUUCAAACGCUUAACACUGGAAAUUUCUUUUAAGUUAGUAAAAUUAACUGAAUUUGGCUGAGAAAUUUUGCAUGCUGACAUGUCACCAUUGGGUUACAUUAAGAUGUUAAUUUACAUUUGAUUUAUCUUUAUUUAAGUCACCUCCAGUCACUUUUUGUGUUUAUUUUUCAUGGCAUUGAUCUGCUUUACCCAGGUAUUUAGGAUUUACUAGACUUUGACCAUAGGAAUUACAUAAGGUACACCAAACCUUUCUGGAUAAUAUUAUCUUGAUCUAUAUUUUUUAUCUUGGUAUAGAUAUGCAUUUUGCAAUCUGUGAACACAUUCGAAAUCGUCGUGAAGAUAUAGUUUCACUUUGAACUUGAUGAAAGCUUUUCAUGCGAUGUAACUUUUCUUGGAUUUUAUGGGGAAAAUUCUCUGGUCCGCAGAGUCAGAUAGCAGUCAUGUUGUCUGCGGAAUACAUUCUGAGAGAUAAGGGAAGUUGUCCAGGGAGUGAUUUAGGGGGGUAGCAUCUUUACCUUUCAUUAAUUUUUGAAUUUAUUCAAAAGUUCAGAAGAAUUUGAUCUGGUAUUAGUUGCUCAUAAUAUAGUAUAAUGUCUCUGCAAAGCAUGUUCUGGAGAAGUGUGAAAAUAAUGUCUUUUACACUGUUGAAUGUAAAGCCUUCAUCAACCUUGACAAAAUCUGAGUGAAAAAACUAUACAGUGAUGAUUUCAAUAAUAGAUUCUGUCACUAGUGUUUCCUAGUCAGGUAUGGGGGGAUCAACUCAGAAUCCUGAGCUUAAUGAACUACUGCAUAAAUUCAGCAAGCCAAUUUUUACUAGACGGGAUAUUUUAGAAAACAAAGACUGAAUUUUUUUUCUGUGGAAAUGUAGCUAGAGAGCUUAGGAUUAUAGGUUGCUGUCUAUUACAAGAGGCUUUGUGUUAUUUUUCACUCAUUCUUCCAAUAUCCUAAUCUUCUAUUUAUUUUUAUAAAUCGUGUUAUAGUUACUUUUAAGUUUUUUAUUAAUCUAAGCAUCAAAAUACUUUCUUAAUGAAAAGAGCAAACAUGGUAACCUAGUUGGUGAAAGUUGUCAGAAGAAAAUUAUGGGCGAGCUAAUGAAUUAUGAAAUAGUUAAUCGUGAUUAAGCAACUUAGAAAUAAUGAUGUAGAAACCUCUCUUAUCUUUUGGAUCGUUUCUUGUAUUUUUUCUUGUGAUAAUGGAUAACCAAUUAUUCGUGGCCCAACUUGGUUCUGGGUAAAUUGCUCCUGAGUUGGUGGGAUAAUAAACGGUAAAGACCCCGGAUUUGAAGAGGCUUUUCUCAGAUAGAUAUGUGACACACUCAUACAUUAAUAAUGAAUUAAAACUUGUAAGAGUUGACCCUGAUAUGCACGACAGAAGUGGAUUUCCAUAAUGGUAGACAUGGAGGUACAGGUUGUUCUCCGAAAAAUGUGAAUCAUGUUUUACUUGGGCUUUAUAACCUCUAGAUCAGGUGUUGAAACCUAGAGAACAAAACUGCACAAGAACCAGGUCAACACCAAGUGAAGAAAAGUGAAAACUUUAUGGAAAAGUGUUGGCUUCCCUGACAGACCAUAAAAGAAAAAUAUAUGGAACAACACCCACGUACCAAAGGUUGACAUCUAAAUUUAGUGGAUGGUCUUUAGGGGUUGACCCCUGAGCCUUACGAGUUAACACAUUUAGUUUUGUAGUGUCAUUUUCCCAAAAUAAGAACUUGAAAGAGUUAUUUAUCAAACUUUUGUAAGCCGUUGAAGGAGCAAGCGUCUGAACAACUAUUCCAAGAUCUUUAGCUGUAAAGUACCAAGAAGAAAGAGAGAUUCUCAAGGGUUUACAAUCCAAGAUCUCUGACCUUAGAAGUAUUUUCAGUUUACAAAGCUCUUAAGUGCAUCUGACAUUCUUAUGACUUGUCCCAGGCCGUCAAGUAUCCUCAAAUGUGCUUGGAGACUUGUACUCAUGAUUCCUAUUGAAUUUUGGUAUGAGCCUGUUGAGCAGGGCGUGAAAAUUAGGGUAACAGGUUUAAAAUAGAACUCUGUUGGAUAAUGUUUCAUUUCUCUUGUUUAGGGAAAACCCAGUGGGCAUACCUUAGGGAAGGCUCAUGGACAACUGAACUGGGUCCAAUUUCGUGGUUUGUGCUUUUAUGUUACAUUGUAUUCACUUUUAGCCCUAUUGUUCUUCUACCCAAAUUAAAGUUCUAUCAACUUGAAUGCUCAUAAAGUAAUUUCGGCUAUAAAGAUCUUCAGUUUCAUAUUCCCAGGAAAAAAAAAAUUAACAGUACGAUUUCUUGAUUAUUAUCGCCUAAAAUUGUCAUAUCAUGAACAUAGUUGAUGAGAAGGCUAAGUUUUUCGUAUUAAUACUUUAGAAAUUAGGUCUAAUUCUAUUUACUUUCUUACAAAUGAACGUGAACAUGGUUUUUAUUAAGGAUAUUUGAAUUAUAGGUCUUCUUGAAUUGACAAACUUUAGAGGCACUGCAUACAUCGAAGAGGAUAUAACUUGUAAACUUUAUUUUGAAGGGUCCCAGUUUAAGUCGUCAUUUUUUACAUCAUGUUGUUGGAGAAUCAAGUUAAAAAAAAAAAACUUUAGAUACAUUUCAGUUUGAUCACAAUUGUACAGGCCUCUUGACAGCUAAGGCAUUAAAUUUGUGUAAAUACGUUUGCUAGAGAUCAUGCCUAAAACCCUUGAUAAUUCCAUUUACUUGAUAGUUGACUGUGAGCAGUCACUUGGAGCUAAUAGACUUCUGUCUGUAAAGAUGUAACAAAAGUUCCCAAGUAUCAUUAGUAUAAGCUCAUGCAGAAUGUUUUCAGUUUAAGAAAAAUAUAUACUUGUCCCUCAUAUAUUCUUUUGUUAUUAAUCUGCUGUCAAUAUUCCUUUUGCCUAUUUUUCAUAACACAUGAAUAACAUAAUGAAAUUGCUUUUCUUGUUAGACUUAACCAGAAAAAUUCUGCUAUAAUUACUUUAGUCAUCAAUAAAACUCGUUAGCUCUAAGCAGUAACUAUAUCAACAAAAAUGGGGAAAUGUAUCAUACGCAAGGGAUUCAUGGUGGUUGGAUCAGAACCCAAAUGUACUCCACUCUUAAGCUCCCUUUGGAAUUUUGAUACGAUCCCACAAGUAAAACUCUUGAUUUCAAAGGGAGAAACAAGGAAAAACAGGAAACAACUGAAAAGCAGACUUAAGGGAGGAAAUAGAUCCCAAGGGAAUCCAGCCUCCGCCUGGGGAGAUGGUUUGAGAGGUCUACCUCCUCUCCUUUUAUGACUCACCAAAGAAGGCUGGUCCUUACAAAUUCGGGGAAACCCUAAUAUCCCCAUUUUCAAAAUUUAGACCAAUUUACCCUCCUGAAAACUCUACUUCUUGUGGGCUUUUUGGGGUUUUCUUCCCCCUCUGGCUGUAGGUUAAUACUGGGGUUAUAACAAAUUUCAACUAGGUAACAUUACUUAGAUUUUAGCCUCUUGAAGGAACCUUUUGUUGCAGCCUAUCUAUCAAAUUCCCAGGAAUUGAUGAAAGAUUGGCUGGUCCUAAUUCUUAGAGGGAGCAACUACUGCUAUCAACAGGUCCAACACGUCUUUGACUGUUGAUGAACUGAUGUGCUUUAGACACCCAACUAUUGCUGUUGUAUUUUCUGUCAUUUGACAAAUCAAGCUCAUUGAUGAGCUUUAGCGACCCAUAGCCUCUUCUAGGGAAAGUUGUAUGCUAUCAUUGGUCCAACAUAAUAAAAAAGCACUGUAAAACAUUUUUUCGCUCUUUAUUCAUCUCGAAGUUUGUAUUUUUAAGGUAAAAUGUUUGAACAAUAUUAGCAUUAUGAUAGACGUUUAAGAUUGUUGAAAAGUAGUUCUUACAGUAGUAGCACUCUCUCUCAAAUUCACCAUUCCACCUUAUUUCUAUUCUUUGUUUACAAAAUUGAAAUUUCUGCUGAGUGGCUAUGAAGAUUUUUUUUUUCGGAGAUCUCAGCAUUUGGACUAAACCGUGUGUUGAAUUUUCUCAAUCAUGAUGAAUUUCAGAGUAUGGAGACAUAACGGACAUAUACAACUGGUAAGUUAUUUGUCUAAUGUGUUGUUUUAUUUUGUUACCAAUGGCAUAACUGAGUGAUAUCUGCUUGCAUGUUAGUACUCAACCCAUCAUAAUAUAGCUGUGACCAAGCACGAUCAACGCAGUGAACCUUGUUUAUUUAUGUGCUUUAUGCAUGUACUUUCUCCCAUCUUUUAGUCAGUAAUCAUAUUGUUUUAAUUUGUGGUUUCUUCAUUAUAGAAUUAAAUAUUCAUCAUUUUGUACUUGUCUAAAUAAAAUUUGCAUCAAAAUGUAUUAGAAGACUACAAUUAGUUAGGAUAAAUAACUAACACACUUUCUAAUGGUGAUAAUGGCCAGUGAUACAUUCAAUGAAAAUUCUCCUCCCUCAAACGACCCAGCAUACAUCACCACCCUUGGAGCUUCUGUCUAUGCCGCAAUGUCCAAAGCUAAUAAGAAUGCAAUAUGGUUAAUGCAGGUAUCUUCUACAUUCUUGUUUUUCAGGCUUCAUUCUUUCUUUGUUGCACUUUGAGCAUGUACCAAUCUCCCAUAUAUAACAUUGUGAUUCAGGCAAAUACUUAGUGCCAUCUAUAAAUGAGGAUCAUUUCUAGUAUCCAUCUAGACUGAUUAACAGAGAAGAAUAUAUAAAUGAAUGGAUCAGCAAUAUAUGAUUGACAAUGGCUGGAAUUUCUCCCCUGUAUGUCAGCUCUUGCUACCUUAAUCGGUAUUUGUCACUAGAAGUGAAAUUUGGCCUCCACCUUCUCUAUUUUUGUUGGUGUCUUUGGCAACCAUCAAUACUGAUAUGUCAAAUGAGAAUGAAGCUGGACUCUGUCUCGUUGUCUCUCUCAUUGCUCCAGAUACGCUUCGAAUAUCCUAACAUCUUCCUAUUUUCACUAGGAGCUCAUGUUAUGUUCUCAUUCUUGACAGGUUCUUUGUACUCCAGUCCUUUUGUUUGAGUCUCUUUCUUUUCAAAGAAGGGCUGGAAAUAUUUGGUGAGGUGAGGAUUUGACAGUGUGGCACAGAAUCGUGCAUCAGUUUUGACACAUUGGGAGAUCUUAUGGUCUAAAACCCGUGUGUCCUCUUUAGCCUAAAAAUGACCAUUAGGUCAAAUAAAGUUUAUCCAGUUCUGUUUCAGUCCAUUUGUUCUCAUUUUCUUUAUCAUGGAGGUUUAGGACAUAUUUUUGAUAAGCACUAAGUACGACCCAGUCUUAGUUCAUUCAUUUCUGUUUUCUGUUUCAGUUUUAUGUGUAGAACAGUCAACGGCAUAGAGUUCCAACCUUGGAUUUGGAUUCGGCAUUGGCAAUUCUGAUCGAAUUGGUGGAUCUUUAGUAUAGUAGGUUAAUUCCAAAAGAAAAGGUUCUAUCUGAUUAGCUGAUGUAUCUGAUCGAAUUGAGUGGGCAGUUGACUCCGGAAAAAUUAUAUAAACUAACUAUCACAAAAUUGAAAGAUAUUAAUAAGAAAUCUUAAAUUAUAUAAUCAUAAUCUAUAUUUUCAGAAAGAUUGCCUCCUUUUUGGACCUUCCCACUGAACUUUCAAAACACCUAUUUUCAUGCUUUUAGAUUGCCUUUUCAUUCUCGUGGUUCCUCUCUUUUCUUUUGUUGAUGAUCAUGUCUUCCGUUAAUGUUCCUUUGCCAAUUUCAGCUCCCCAAUUCAAUAUUUUUUUAUUAUUUUCUUUUUGUUUUGACCUCUUUUUCUUUGGAGUCUUCUCCACUGUACAUGGUGGGCAGAAUCGGAAGACUGAAGAGCUUACAAAUCAAAUGCUUUGGGAUAGGACUGAUUAGUUCACAAGGGGUAGGAAAUUAUGUCCCUUACAGUUUUUAUAAGUUGCAUCAUGUAAAGCAGGAAGACUAAAUCGAUUUUAAUCAAGGCGCAUCUCAGAUUUGAACUUAUUGAAGUCGAGGUGGAUGAAAAGAGAUAUAUUUAUGGAUCGCUCCUCCUACCUCAUUGUUACCUUUUGAAAGUGAGGAUCUUUGGUAGUCAUUUCCUCUCACUCAGAAAGAAGAGGAAAUGUGAUUAAUUCGUCUUCUGUCUUCUGAUGGCCAACAAGUUUUAUUGCGCUUGGAAAUGGUGAUGUCCUUGUUGGCAAAGGUGGAGCAAUUGGAAUCAGCCAAAGUUUCCUUACAACGUGAAGGGGAGACAGACCAUCAACCAAUUCUUUGUGGUGUCUGUGGCCAGACAUGUCACAGUUGCACAAGAGGGCGGAUGUAGUGGUGGCACCUGAAAUGCAUGCAUCAAUUUAGGUAACAUGGGAUGAUAUAGUUUAGAAUAUUUUGGAGACUCUCAUUCUAUCAAGUUGAUUGGAUGUGAUUGAAUGCCAGACAAUGUAUAGGCAAUAGAAGUUAAGGUGUAUCCUGAUUUUUGGUUACAUACUUUGAGAUUGAUGUACUCCAAUGAACAAGAGUGGAGUGCUGACCAUUGGGAAUUUUUGCCUCCUUUCUUUCCCUCUGUUUGAAUAAGAAUCAUUGCAUAACCUUAAUGUUUUGAUGUAUUGCUGUUGUAUGAGCAACCAUUCUCAAAGGGAUCUCUGUGUACUUCAAACUAUGUUUUCAUAUUCAUAUGCAUAUGGUGUGUUUUUGUUCCAUAAAUUACUUUGUUGUUCCAACCAUAAAAUUCUUAGUUCCCUCCAUGAUAUUCUCUCCAAACCUGUUCUGUGAGUAAGGUCUCUUAAUUGUCCAGGUCCUAUCCUCCUGAUUCUUACUUGAGGGCCUUGUAAAAGUUAAAGCACCAUGUUGCCUAUUCCUCUCUCAGUUUUGCUCGUCAAGAACUUUAAUCUUUGUUGACUUUUCUCCUUAGUCGGUGAAAGUACUCAUGCUAGAUGCUCUUUUUUCUUCUAAUUUAAUAUGUACACUUAGCCUUCCGUGUAUAUUUAUUCUAAGAUUACUAUAUCACAAUGAUCAGAAAAGGAUAUCGCGUGAAUCGUUUUUUAUGCGCAGGGUUGGCUCUUUUCAUCUGAUGCUGCAUUUUGGAGGCCACAGCAAAUGAGAGUAUGUCACAGUACCUCCUUAAUAGGAAACUGUGUAUUAAUCAUUUACAUAUUAAAUGAAGCCCAACUAUUUGCGUUGUGCAGUCAAUAAGAAUUUUCGUUACAUGUAGCCAAGCUUUCUUUGUAAUGGCUAGAUUCCUCUGAUUAUCAAUGGCUCUAUUCUCAUUAAAUACAACCGUGCCAUUAUUGCUGUAUAAUUGUGAAACCAUUUUUCUUAUGUAUGGGGACAUUACUAAGUCAAUGAGUCUUUAUGGUGAAAAUAAUUUAUGCCAAAUAGAAUAGUGGUACACAGACUAUAUUUUCUUGGCUAGAUGUUUUUCUAUGAGGGCUUCAUUGAUCAUUUUGGUGACAAAUGACUUCUCUUGAAUGUAGACCACCAGAGGACAGGACAACAUUAAGAGACUUCUUAAACAAUCAUUUUUCAUGCUUGACUAUUUUCUUCUUUAUCAACUCUUUGAUUCACCAAUAAACAGUUUUUCCUUUUAUUUAUUCAGUUUUAACGUCACUAAUGUUUCACAAAAAAUUCUUCAAUCUGUGCAUCAUAAAAAAUGUCGUGCCCUGGUCCUUGGGAGAUAUGUUACAUGAUGAAAUUGCGCUUGCGUCUCAACAAAGUGUCUGAUGAUUACCAUGAUACCGGUUUUUUGUCAUCUUUCUAAUGUAAGGGAGUAACAGACCUUCGAAUUGAAAUAAGCAAAUGUGAUGAGAGAAGUUGGAAUGUAAAAGAAGCAGGUAAAAAUUUUCGUUAUCUUGAUGUUUCUGCCUUCAUCUGCCUGUUACGAAGUACAUUGAACUCUUCAUUUAGAGUCAACUAGUAUUUCAUCUCCAUUCAUUGCCCCCUAUGGUUUUGCAUUCAGAAUGUUCAACAUCAGCCAAUGCAAGUUUUGAAUGAUUUUCGUCUAACCCAUCUCUCCUUUUGCCCGUCUAUGGAACACAUAAAACUAUUGUUGCCCCCUGUAUUAUAAAAAUACAACAGGGAGGAGGUUUUCAUUCCUCCUCUCCCUUGUGGUUAUUCUUCUGCUGCUUUCUUAAUAUUCAUCCACUGUAGAUGGUAGUUGUCUCUUUGCCAUCCUUUCACGUCUUGGAUCUCUAUUUUAGCAAUGUAUGUAGUGAGGGGGCUCAAUGCACCAUUAGUUGAGUUAAGAUGGUUCAACUUCAUAUGUCAGGUUUUAUGGUCAUUCUGUUUCCCAAAUUAUAACUGGGCAGCGGCUCUUCAGCAAUCGAUUCUAUGUUUUUGCCCAAAAACAGUUAACUGUCAAAACUACAACUUUUAAACUUCAUCAAGACUUGUGACCGAUUUCAAGUCAUUUAUCAUAAAAUAAUAUAAAAUAAGUUUAAGAUACAUAUGAACUCACUUCUCUGUUGUGUAGGACCCUCCAUAAUCGUAAUAUGAUAUUAUAAACAGGAAUUUCUGAGUUUAUCAAUGACUUGUAAAGAGCCUUUGGAAGCCUGUAGAAGUGUUUUUGUACUAUAAUUGAAAUGAGACUUCUAAGUAAUACUAUUGUAUGGUGUAUCAAUGAAAUCUGGCAAAGAUGAAAGUUGAAUCCUGGAUAGGAGUCAUGCAACUAGAGGGGUAGAAAUGAGACUUCUAAGUAAUACUAUUGUAUGGUGUAUGAAUGAAAUCUGGCAAAGAUGAAAGUUGAAUCUUGGAUAGGACUCCAAAUACGAGUUGAAUGUACAGAAUAAAAGAAGGUAAUCAGUAAUCAUUCAAUAUACAAGAGAUUCAUAGAGGUUUGGUAAACCUCACACCUACCCUUCUCCCUAAGCUGCUUCUGGAAAUCUUACUUCAUUACCUAACCAACAAGUUGGCUUAUUGAAAGUGCUGACCAAACCUUAUGCAGCCAGCCCAAGAUUUACCCACUAGAAGUUGUGCUUUUACAUGAAAAGGAUAAAGGAAAGUAGAAUACCAACAUACUAAAAUUAUCAAGCAAUGCUAGAGAGAUGAUUCGGAUGUAUCUGAAGGUCUAUUCAUUCGGAUGAGUUGAAAAAAUUGUGUUCUUCUCACUAUAUUGGCGUAUUUAUUAGAUUCGAUCCAUAACACUGUCAGUGCGUCUGAUGGAAAUAUUUAUUUAGUUUUGUUAUUCACAUUUGGGAUUUUUCAGGCUCUUCUUCAUUCUGUUCCAUUUGGAAAAAUGAUUGUCCUUGAUCUCUUUGCGGACGUGAAACCAAUAUGGAAAGUAUCCUCCCAUUUUUAUGGUGUCCCAUAUAUCUGGUAACUUUCAAUCCUUAGUCUUGUCAACGACUUGUUUUUCGGUUUAUUGUUCAGCAAAACUUUUAUGACUAAUGAGUAGUGGAUAAUGGCUAGGUGUAUGUUGCACAAUUUUGGCGGAAAUAUUGAGAUGUAUGGCAUUCUGGAUGUCAUUGCUUCUGGUCCUCUAAAUGCUCAUGAGAGUGAGAACUCAACCAUGGUAUGUCUUGAUAAAACUCUAUCGACUCAUAGAGUUAUGUUUUUCCAUCAUGUAAAUAAGCAGAUGACCUAAAGCGAUUGAAUUCUUGACAGUUUCAUAUCUUAAAAUUUUAUUUCAACAAUACCUAAAUGAGCAUGUUUUUUUGUUUGUUUCCUUCAUGAACAGGAAGCUUAUCAGAUGGCUUCUCGUGUCUGUCUGCUUCUUCGUAUGCUUUUAGUGAUUUAUGAUUCUAUGUUGAAUUUUGGUCCCCAUGCAUCCUGUGCCAGCAGCAUCAAUUGAGUACCGUCGUCUGCCCCCUGUGCUAGCAGUAGAAUCCACUACUGGCCACAUUUCCCACUUCCAUAACCAGCCUUUUUUAUUCGGAACUUAAUUAGAAAACGAUUUGCAUUCAUCUUUUAUUAUGACCGUUUCAUAUAUCUCCAAAGUUAAAAGUACAGUUAUUAAUUUUUUAUACAUUGAUUCAACCGAUUGUUAGACAAAGUGAGUUGCAUGCAGGUUGGGCCAAUUCAGUCUUGAGUUGGCUUCACAUGUUGGAACUUCUUUGAAGCCCUAUAAUCAAAACUUGAGCUGACUCACAGAUUCAGGCCUGUUUGGCAAAACUUAAUGUGUGCCUAUUGUGCUUGUGAUAGUAGCCUCGAUCCAGGUAAGCAAAAGCAACAUAAAUAUGGAAAAUAGAAGAGAGAAACAUAUAGCUAACAUAAAUAUGCUAAAUCCCUAGACUCCUGAGGGGCAUUCGAGAAGCCCUCUCUCUCCCAAAACAGACUCCCCCUCUUCUCUCCCCUUCCCUCGAUUCUACCCUAUAUGUGUGAGUGGGUGGGUUGUGUUGUCCUCUGCUGCAGUAGCUAUUGGGCCUGACGGGCUCACUUUCUUACGCCUUGAAUUAGUUAGGCCCACUGGGGUCCUAACAGCUUCAUAUUGAAAGCGAGUCAAUCAUAGACUCCAGGGCAUAUUGGGUCUAUCUUCUAAUACGCUUCUAAAGCUAGGGCAGAUAUAUCAGUUUACUCCAGCUUGUUACAUUCGGCAUAGAGAACUAUUGCUCAGAAAAAUGCAAAGGACAAGAAAUAAAUGCUAAUUUUAUGCCUAACUAGGAGAUGUUGGAAUGAAGUCAAGAGUUGUCCAAUGCUGCUUUAAGUUAGAGACGAAGUUGGAGUCGAAUAUGCUGAAGUUGAAGCAAGAGUAAAAAAGUCGGAAAGGGACAUGAUAUUUGAGGUCAGAAAAAGAGUGGCCGAAGCCAAAGCAGUAGCUGACACUGUUGAAGCCAGAGUACUAGGAGUUGAAAUUGAGGUAAUGGGUGCUACAGUUGAAGCCUCUAUAUUAGAAGGCGGAGUAGUAAAUGUCAUAGAUUCAGUGCCACCAGCUGUUGGCAAUGAAAACCCCGUGGGACAUGCUCUAAGUUACAAUCAGAAGAAUUGGGAUAGCUGAAAUAGAAAGAAAGAGCAAACAACAGGAACGUAAGGCUAUUGAGAGCAGUAGAGGUCCUGAAUUAUGACGGCAAGGCCGUGUGUCCAUAUGAGGCUGCAAAUUUAUUGCCAAAGGACUAGGACAUACGGAUCAUGUAUGUGUGCAGCCCCAUAUGUGGGUGGACCCAUCACAAUGGGUUGGCACUAUCAGAUCGAAACAUGAUCAUUUUUCAUAUCGGCGGAAGUUGUUCACAGUGAAGUGGGAUGAUUAUGAAUAACAAGGCAAGAUGCGAGUGAAUCUAACAGAAAUACAGUUGAAAGCAUUAUAUACUGGUGCCACCAGAAUGACUGGAGAAGUGAUAAAAUCCAGCAGGGGUAGAGCAGCACAUGAAUGGGCUCCUGCCACUGCCUUCCUCACCCUCAUUGUCCAGCAGCAAAGGCAGCAGCUGCUUGAGAAACCCAUGUAAACUAGAAGGUAGACCAGGAUAACGUUUGUGGCUUUCCUCUUCACCUCUUUGCACUCAGAGAGAUAGAGGUUGCAGUAUUACAUAAGAGCUAAUAUGACCCAAUUGAAUGCAUAUUCUAAUUGAAUCACAAACACACUAUCAUGCGAUGUCAGCAUUUUAAUUCCAUAUUCUAAUUUGACUUACUGAACAUAGAAUUUUAGGUGAUGUUACUGCUUUUAUAAAUUUUCAUGCAUUUGCUUGCAUCCUGUUUCAAUAUUAAUAACAGAGUGUAAUCAUUUACUUAUUGUGUAUAUUUGUGUUUAAAUGUUGAACUUCACAUUUUGAUAUAUGUUACAUGGUAGUAGUGUUCUUCUGAUUUCUCAGUAUCAGAGAGCAUUCUAUGUUACAGGUUGGUGUUGGAAUGUGCAUGGAAGGUAUAGAACAGAAUCCAGUGGUCUACGAACUGAUGUCAGAAAUGGCAUUUCGCAGUCAGGAGGUUCAACUUAAGGUGAAAGCAUCAGAUUUGCCUUUUUAAUGAUCACGGACAUAAAGAAUUGUGUCAAAAUUAAUGUUUAAUAUCACCCUGUUAAUUUCAUCCAUUGGAUUAUGUUAUGUUUUAGAUUUUUUUUGUACAAGCAUUGCUAUUGUAAACUUUAACGUCUAAUGUUAUUCUUAAAGUUCUUUCGAAGUUCUUCCAACUUCUUACUAUGAGAUUGGGGUCACAUACAGUGGAUCAUGAGAACAAUAUAGUAUCCUAAGAUCCGUUUGUCGAAAAUAUCAAGAAAAACUUUUACAACUAAAUAUUUUUUUUGUGCCCAGCAACAUUUAUUGGCAAAGUGAUUCCAUGUCCUUAAUGAGCUCGCAGAAGAACAAUGGAUGGGUGUCAAGAUUAUGAGCCAUUCCGAUCUUUUUAUUUCUCUCUGUAUCCUUAACAUCACGAAUAACAGGGAUAUUUCGUUCUUUUUAAUCUGUUGGGUUUGCCCUCUUUAUGAAUUGAUAGAGGAACUGAUAGACCCAUCUUUUUGCCUGGGUAUCUCUCCUUCAUUGCAAUCUUCUUCUCUUUCUGGAGAUGCUUAUGACAUUAUCUGUUAAAUUAGAUAGACAGGAAUAUGAUAGUUAUAAUUAGAAAAAUUAUGAUAGUAUCAAUGCGGUUUAAAUGUUAAGGAAACUUAUCAUAGUUUAUUGCUAAAACUGUUGGGAUGCAACGAAGUUCAUUUUCCUCUCUAACUGUUUAUAGAAAUGGUCACAGAUGGAAUAUAUUUCUAAUCGCUAUUUUUCCUUAUCCAACCUAAAGGGUUAUCUUUUGGGAUGCCUCGAUAUAUGAGAGCUUCUAAAGAUUUUUUAUUGAAGAAUAACGACAGACAAAGGGUAAUUUGUUUGGAUGGUUGUUUCAAUUGUGAAAAAAGCUCAAAAAAGGAGAAUCAAGUCAUUCUAUCACACUUCAGAAUAGUUUGUGUUUUAUAUGCUCUAUGAAGCUUAGUUUUUCGUGCUUUUUGACUCAGAAGGGUAAAGUCUCUAGUAAUACUGUAAUAUUCUCUAAGGCGUCAAACAUAUUUUGUCUUCGUAUGUUUGUUGACUAUUUCCUUUUAUCUAAUUAUUUUUCUGGCUAAGCAAUUUUUUUUGUCAGAUCCUAUCUUUAUGAGAUGUUGAACUACUUUUUACCUCUUUAAAGAGGCAUGCAUUGCUGAUGAUGAUGGUCCUUCUAACCCAAAGUAUUUUUUUCAUCUAUUUUUCCCUCGUAGAUUCAGAGAUCCACUUACGGAUUUAAGGGCCCCUAUUUUCUAUCCUUGUGAAUUCAAUGGUUUUACUUAUCAUUCAUUGUAAAUUCACGAUUUCCAAUUUUAUUGCCUAUUAACUUCAGAUGGGAUUUAUAUAUUUGCUUUGUAUCAUGUUCUACAGUGAUAUGUUGUUUUGUAGUCGCAAGAAGAAUAUUGUACUCCAUUAAGUUUAUAUGAGCCUUAUGAAAAGUGAUUGAUAUCAUGUUCGAUUAUAAAGUUGACGAUUUUGGAAUGUAACAUAUAUUCUUCAAUGAAAUUUUGUUUUGUAGCCUCAAAAAAUAUGUAUAACGGUUACAACUUCAUAUCCCAUGUUUUUUGUAAUUUAUUUGAGUGUUUCUCUUAACUUUACCCGAGCUUUGGCAGUGAUUAUUCUUGUCCUGUUCAUUUAUUCUCUUCAUCACUCUGACAUCUGAUAUACCUUUAUUCCAAAACCAGGGAUGGUUAAAGAGCUAUUCCAAACGAAGAUAUGGGAAAUCUGUCCCAGAGAUUGAGACAGCAUGGGAAAUACUAUAUCAGACGAUUUACAACUGCACUGAUGGAAUUGCUGUAUGUUUCCUUCUGAAAACUUUUAUGAUGAUAGUUUUUUAAAAAAAUGCUAACUUUGCCAUUAAUACCUCUUAGACCACUUUAUGACUGUAUUAUUCAGUUUGACUUGAAAAAAAGCAGUAUGUAGAAUCACAGAGGAUGUGUUUUAAUUACUAAAUGUUUCAGCCUUUAGUAGGCUACAUGAUCUGUAGAAAUAAAUAUAGCUCUGAUUUAGUCGGUCACAAGGUUUGUGCAUACUCAAAUUUAUCGUCAUGUAGCUGACCGCAAAUUUCUAUGAUGCAAUAACAAGGAUUAUAGUGAUCAUGAUGAUACAUUUUACUACGCACCAAUGAAGUUUUAUCCAUGUCAAAUUGAAUCAGCCCAUGAGACGAAACUGGCAGACUUUACCUUUCACAUCUAUAUUGUCUUGCUUUUUUGUGGGGUUUAAUUCAUUUUUUUGGAUAAGAUAACAUAAUGUUGACAUUCUUUCAUACUUCGCAAUCCAAGACCUGUGGUUGGCAUCAGAAAUGCGUUACCCCUUUAAUGUAUCCUAUUGCAACGGCUUUUUUUAUAACAAAAUUUAACACAUACCUGUGCAGGAUCAUAAUCGGGACGUCAUAGUUCAGUUCCCAGACAACAGUCCAUAUAGCUUGUUUGAGGAAAACGUAACGAAGUUCCGUGGAAACCAGGUUCGUAGAUUCUCUUUCAGAGAAACAAUUACUGACAGCCAUUCUCCUCAUCUAUGGUACUCGACUGAAGAAGUGACCAAGGCACUUGAGUUAUUUCUUAUUGCUGGAGAUAAACUUGAAGGAAGCCUUACUUACAGGUAAAUGCUGUUUUCUUCGGAUUAAAGUAAAUCUAGAGAAGAAUAAACAUCUCGUCCAACAUUAAUUCCUCUGUAAUUUAUUCAAACAAAGUCAUCUAUAUCUUCUGUGUUACAACGCCUAGGAUCUACUUUUCUAUUGAAAACUGUCACAGUUCUUUCAUUCGUUGCGUAAAUGGAAGUGAAUUGGCAUUUUUGAAGGUUUCUUACAUUCAGAUGUGCAUUGGUUUUGUUUAUUCAGAUAUGACCUGGUCGACCUUACAAGACAGGUAUUGUCCAAACUAGGGAACCAAAUCUACCUAGAUGCAGUAAGGGCGUAUGCAGAGGGUGAUGUGGAUAUGUUAACUCAUCAAAGCCAAAGAUUCAUAGAACUCAUAGGAGACAUUGACACACUCCUAUCCUCUGAUGACAAUUUCCUGCUGGGAAGCUGGCUAGAGAAUGCAAAAACUCUUGCAACCAGUCAAAACGAAAGAAGGCAGGUUAGUCAACUAGUUCAUUGCUAAAUUAGUACUAUCCAUGUAUUGUCUUCGUUCACCAUAUGCACCCAAUACACAUGUACUGACUCAUCUUCUUCCAUAGUAUGAAUGGAAUGCGAGAACCCAGGUGACGAUGUGGUUUGAUAAUACAGACACGAAUCAGAGUAAACUACAUGACUACGGUAAUUUUACACGAGAAAGGUUCCAGCUUUUUAGGUCUUUGUUUCCACUUUCCUCUAACUCUUAGUUUCGAACAGCAAAUAAAUACUGGAGUGGCCUGUUAGGCAGCUACUAUCUGCCACGGGCUUCCACGUAUUUCAGCUACAUGUUAAAGAGUUUGAGGGAAAACGUGAAGUUUCCACUGGAGGAAUGGAGAAGAGAAUGGAUCUCAUACUCUAAUAAAUGGCAAGCUGGAGUGGAGCAAUAUCCUGUUAAAGCUAUUGGCAAUGCUCAUGUUAUUGCUAAAGGUUUGGUCACCAAAUAUCUGAGCUAA